CUCAGGGCAGCGCGGCUCCCGGAGGAGCGGCAGGAGGAGCCGGCCCGGGGGGCAGAGAGAGAGAACCCCGGAGCGAGUCCCCGGAGCCCUGCGGCCGCCCCGGCCCCGCCGCCGGGCCGCGGCGAUGCCCACCGCCUCCGCCGUGCUGCUGGCGCUCGCCCUCUGCGCCCUCCUGGGAGAUGGUACAGGCCACCCGCCACCCGAGUCCCACCUGGCCGCGCACCCCAGGACCAAGCGAUGCUCCUGCAACAGCUGGCUAGAUAAGGAGUGCAUUUACUUCUGCCACCUGGAUAUCAUCUGGGUCAACACACCUGGACACACCGCUCCCUAUGGCUUGGGAAGCCCACCAAGGCGGCGCAAGAGAUCACUCAGCAGGUGCGAGUGCUCGCACUCCAGGGACAGCAUCUGUGCCACCUUCUGCCAGGUGAAGCCUGGGUACCUCCAGAGUCUGAAGCUCCCAGCGAGCUCUGGAGCACCAGCGAAGUCCCCACAGAGUGGUGGCAUGAGGCCUUCCCAUCAUGGCCUGCUGAGAGCUCUCAGGGAUCUUGCUGCCUCCAGCCUGUGGUUCGGCAAGCACCAGCACCAUUCUCAGAGGGACGCACAGCCAAUGGUUUUGCCGUGGAAGAAGAAGAGAUAAGAAUCAGGUGCAUAUCAAGUUCACCAGAAGAAUCUGGAGUCCUGUGGGUGCCACUAACUCCGCUGUCGGUAGUUAGAGCUGAAGGAAAGGCCAUGAGUGGAAGGGGGAAGAAGUGGAAGCCUCCAUGCUCCUGUUGUGUGAACCAGUACUGCAUGCGCUCCAGAGAGUGUUGUAAAGGGAAAACUGCCUCUAUACAGUCAUAGAUGUGUUGUGGAGCUGAAUUGUGCCUUUUUGGAUCGGGCAGGGGUCUUGCUGGAGGAGUACUAGCUUAACUCUGCGCUGGAGUCCCAGGCAGAGGGUCAGCCGGCGCUGGGCCGUUGAAUCACUCACAAAGCAGGCAGCUCAGUGCAGCCCCAGGCUGGGUGCUGAGCGCUGGUUCCAGCGUGGCCCCAUUCAGUGGUGGUUUGGCUGGUCUUUGUAGAUGGGGAUCGACCACCUCCAGCGUGAGCCUACCUUUGCACUUUUUUCUCUUACUUGUCAGAGAGUAUGAUAUGCGUAUGAAUGAGACUCCCACGGUAAAGCAGCUCCCAACUUUUAUUAAAGAAUAUGUAUCAUCUAGAAGCCUGAAAGCCAGCUGAGCAGUCAGGGGCAUUCUUUGGCUGAGAAGGUCACUGAAGGGCCAUCCGUAAGUGGCUCUUGUUUAGGUGGAGGAUAGCUUGCUUACACUGGAGCUUGCACCAGAUCCAAGCUGGGCUCCUGCCAUCAGACACAGCUGAAGUGGGGCUAUAUCUCUGCAGGACCCCCAUGCGUGCAGCCCCCUGUAGCCUGGGGGAGGGAGCCCUGCUGGGUACAAGGCAGAGCUGAGCUGCUAGCUUGGAUGAGUGCAGUGUUGUGAAUCUGUCUCAUCUUGGACAUACCCUUAGCAGGGUAGUGUUCUUCCAGCUCUUAACCUAACACCCCAGCUUUCUUUCAGCUCUACCUGAAAAGAAAGGCUAGGGGCAGAGAAGAUGGGUGGUGGGAAAAUAGCCUGCAAAGGCUUGCUUGCUGCUUCGCUUAGGUCAGGUUUUUGAUUCGGGCUCUAUAUAAUAGAUGACCGGUAUAUGGAUAGUGUGCCACUGCGAGAGGUGUAACCUAAAUGGAGAACACAUUAGGCCAGGGGCAGCCAGGUGGGACUGGCACAGAGGGAAGAUUUGGGAGGAGGAGAGCACCAUGCUGCCUGUGCAGCUUUAGGAGAAAGGCUCAGAUUUAAACUCAUGACAGAAUCCCGGCUGCUUCCCCAGCCGUGGAGCAGCACGGUAGUGCUGGCCCAGAGGAGAGGAGGAAUAAUUUGGAAAAAUCACUGAGCCCAGAACCUAGAAACCAAUCUUGCAGGCAAACACAAUCUCAAGGCUCUGGAGCUGUAUCACAAGUGCACUUUUGUUUGCCUGGGCAGAUUAACUUCUUUUAUAAAUCGUGGCUGCAGCUGUCAUCUGGUUAGCACGGAUAAAUAAUUGCUCUUCUGGAACCACUGUUGGGUCCCCCUCGCUGCCCAACCCAGUAUUACAUGUGAGCGUUUAAAAAGGAUGCUUGAAGGUGGUGGUGGACCAAAAUCUGUGGCUGUUGCAAGUGUAGUCCCAUUGGACAUACAAAAUACUUCCCUGAUUUUGCUUUAAGCCCGGGGGGUGGGGUGCGGAGGGGAAUGAGACCAACUGAUUGUAUCAUAAAUGAAACAGCAAACAAAUCAUUUGGUCCCCAAAGCUGCAGAGAAUCAUUUUAUAUUUGGCCUUCUGAAGGUUUGAGUCAUUCUAAAAAAAAAAAAAAAAAUAAAAAAAAUCCUUGAAAGGGUUUGUUCCAGAGGAAAUUUUGCACAUGGUUUAAUGUGAGCCUAGUAAUUUAAAAUAAAACUACUGCUGUAAAAUACUAUGUAUAUCUCCUUGUGUGUAUAAUGUCUCAUCUUUAAGUGACUUAUUGCACACAUGCCAUAUGUAGCAUUCAGAAAUCUGUGUAUUUAUUUAAAUAUAUUGAUUUUUUUAGACAGUAACUUGCAAAAUCUAAUUUGUAAUAAAUAAUGACAAAAGUCAA
Messenger RNA from Falco peregrinus (peregrine falcon), 2638 nucleotides. RefSeq names its product endothelin 2 (gene EDN2). The transcript has 5 exons. Gene Ontology annotation, biological process: vein smooth muscle contraction; intracellular calcium ion homeostasis; regulation of vasoconstriction. Gene Ontology annotation, molecular function: endothelin B receptor binding; hormone activity. Gene Ontology annotation, cellular component: extracellular region. The record is from RefSeq and is a predicted model, not a curated record. The coding region runs from base 125 to 637 and encodes 170 amino acids. Lineage: Eukaryota; Metazoa; Chordata; Aves; Falconiformes; Falconidae.